Molecule: messenger RNA, 693 nt
Organism: Chrysochloris asiatica (Cape golden mole)
Lineage: Eukaryota; Metazoa; Chordata; Mammalia; Afrosoricida; Chrysochloridae
Gene: SCNM1
Product: sodium channel modifier 1
Exons: 7
Coding region: 1-693 (230 amino acids)
Biological process (GO): RNA splicing
Cellular component (GO): nucleus
Source: RefSeq, a predicted model, not a curated record
AUGUCUUUCAAGAGGGAAGGAGACGAUUGGAGUCAACUCAAUGUACUCAAAAAACGAAGAGUCGGGGACUUGCUGGCCAGUUACAUACCGGAGGAUGAGGCGCUAAUGCUACGGGAUGGACGCUAUGCUUGUGCCAUCUGCCCUCACCGGCCUGUUCUGGACACCCUGGCCAUGCUGACUGCUCACCGUGCAGGGAAGAAACAUCUGUCCAGCUUGCAGCGUUUUUAUGGCAAAAAGCAGCAGGGAAAGGGAAUGGAAAUGAAUCCAAGACAACAGAAUGAAAUGAGAAGGGAAGAGACUAACACUGAGGCUCCUCUGCUGGCCCAGACUCGACUGAUCACUCAAAGCGCUCUGCACAGAGCUCCCCACUAUAACAGUUGCUGCCGGCGGAAGUACAGAUCAGAAGUUCCUGGUCCCUCUGUCUCCCUUUCCCCUUUACCAUCCCCAGGAGUGGAACUCCAAAAUGAGGAGAUCAGCAAGGAAUCUGAGCUGGAAGCUGGUCCACAGGCCAAGAAGUCGGCAACUGUCUCAACCCCUGCACCUAUGAGCCCCACAAGACGACGAGCUGUGGAUCAUUACCUCACCCUUCGAAGUUCUGGAUGGAUCCCAGAUGGACAAGGUCGGUGGGUGAAAGAUGAGAAUGUUGAAUUUGAUUCUGAUGAGGAGGAACCUCCCGACAUUCUCCUGUACUGA